Molecule: messenger RNA, 902 nt
Organism: Oryza brachyantha (malo sina)
Lineage: Eukaryota; Viridiplantae; Streptophyta; Magnoliopsida; Poales; Poaceae
Product: peroxiredoxin-2F, mitochondrial
Exons: 5
Coding region: 81-665 (194 amino acids)
Biological process (GO): cellular response to oxidative stress; cell redox homeostasis; hydrogen peroxide catabolic process
Cellular component (GO): mitochondrion; cytoplasm
Molecular function (GO): thioredoxin peroxidase activity
Source: RefSeq, a predicted model, not a curated record
GCAGCGCACGCUCGCUCUCCCAAAAAGCGGCAGCAGCAAACCUGAUCCCAUCCCCCCGAGCAAAGCGGGAGGAGGAGGCGAUGGCGUCGGCGCUGGUGAGGAGGGCGACGGGAGGGGCCCCGCGGUGGGCUGCUGUGGCCUCCAGGGGCCUCGCCGCGUCGGUGGGCUCCGACAUCGUCUCGGCGGCUCCCGGCGUGUCCCUGCAGAGGGCGCGCUCCUGGGACGAGGGCGUCGCCACCAAGUUCUCCACCACCCCUCUCAAGGACAUCUUCCAUGGGAAGAAAGUGGUCAUCUUCGGCUUGCCUGGUGCAUACACCGGAGUCUGUUCACAGGCACAUGUUCCUAGCUACAAAAAUAACAUUGAUAAGUUGAAAGCAAAAGGGGUUGACUCUGUUAUUUGUGUCUCUGUAAAUGACCCAUAUGUACUGAAUGGAUGGGCAGAAAAGCUACAGGCAAAAGAUGCUAUUGAAUUCUAUGGUGAUUUUGAUGGGAGCUUUCACAAAAGCUUGGAUUUGGAAGUAGACCUCUCUGCUGCUUUGCUUGGUCGCCGCUCCCACAGGUGGUCAGCAUUUGUUGACGAUGGGAAGAUCAAGGCUUUCAAUGUUGAGAAAGCGCCUUCUGACUUCAAGGUUUCUGGUGCCGAGGUGAUAUUGGAUCAAAUCUGAUCUAAGUAAUGAAAUUUUGGACAAACAAAAAAAAAAUCUGAUCUAAGUAAUGAAAAUUUGGACAUCUUUUGUUUGCCCAUGGAGCAUCCAUGCUUUCCCGUAGUGAAAUAAAGAAUACCCAACUGCUCGAGUGUCAGUGUAAAGAUGUCAGUCGAGCCGUGCUACUUCCAGUUCCAGGACAAUUGUUCGUGUUACAAAUCAACCUGCCGUUUAACAUGCUUAUCUGCAUUGGCUUCA